This is a messenger RNA of Pygoscelis adeliae (Adelie penguin), 2447 nucleotides long. It is a transcript of the gene ASXL2, whose product is annotated as additional sex combs like transcriptional regulator 2. Bases 465 to 2447 code for a protein of 660 amino acids. The record is from RefSeq and is a predicted model, not a curated record. Gene Ontology annotation, biological process: positive regulation of transcription by RNA polymerase II; animal organ morphogenesis. The transcript is spliced from 9 exons. NCBI's taxonomy places the organism in Eukaryota, Metazoa, Chordata, Aves, Sphenisciformes, Spheniscidae. Gene Ontology annotation, molecular function: chromatin binding; peroxisome proliferator activated receptor binding. Gene Ontology annotation, cellular component: PR-DUB complex.
UGGGGAGGAUAGUUUUUAUUGUGAGAAUACGGAAUUCUAAUAAAAAUCAAUGAGGUGAAUGCAAACUGGGGUAGUCGGCGAACAGAUGAGCUAUGCUCAUGUUACUUUGCUUAGAGGCUUUGACUUGAGCUCUUUGAGACUGCAGUUUAGCUUAACGUGACAUUAUUUUUGCUCAUAUACAUAUAAAACAGGAAGUGCAUUCAGAUAACAUCAACAGCCACUUCCUUAUAUGUACAAAAAUAAAGUGCUCUGACAGCAGCAAAACUGACACUUUGAUUUUAGAAAGGAUAGAAACCUUUGUGCAUUUGUCGACCCACAUGGGCAUUACACGGGACCAAUCAGGAGCACAGGGGAAAAAGUUUAAAAACAAGCCCCAUGCAUUAUUGCCUGUACAUCUGUGCGUGAGCAGGAGGCGGGAGGAAGCCAGGAGCAGAAUUGUCUGCGGAGCUUAAGAAGCAGCAGCGAUGUUCAUGGAGCAGCUUUAUGCAAUUCCCCUUGAAGUGUCAUCUAGACUGUCACAGACAUCCUCCCCUCAGUCAGGCUGCCCGUCACCUUCCAUCCAGACAGGCAAAGUCAUCUCCUCAUCCCAGAAGCACAGCAAGAAGGCACUCAAACAGGCCUUGAAACAGCAGCAGCAAAAGCAACAGCAGCAGCAAUGCAGAGCAGGCAUGCCCGUGUCGUCUAACCAGCAUGUCCUUCUAAAGGCCGUCAAGGCGGGCAGUGACUCCGCACCUGCAAAAUCUGCUUGGGAAGGAAAGCAGUCAGAUGGACAGUCAAGCAGCCCUCAGAACUCCACCUCCAGUUCCUCUCCCUCUGUUAAGCUUGAUAACUCCUUGCCAGGGUUGGGGAAGAAACCAUUCCAGAGAUCUGACAGGCUCCAUGCAAGGCAGCUGAAGAGAACAAAGUGUGCUGAAAUUGAUGUGGAAACUCCCGACUCCAUCCUGGUGAACACAAACCUGCGGGCACUGAUCAACAAGCAUACGUUCUCUGUUCUGCCUACAGAAUGCCAGCAGCGCCUGCUGCUGCUGCUGCCGGAGGUGGACAGGCAGGUUGGGGCGGAUGGUUUGAUGAAGCUGAGUGGCUCUGCGCUCAACAACGAGUUCUUCACUUCAGCUGCCCAAGGCUGGAAGGAGAGGUUGUCAGAAGGUGAGUUUACACCAGAAAUGCAGCUAAGAAUACGGCAAGAAAUAGAAAAGGAAAAGAAGGUCGAGCUGUGGAAGGAACGUUUUUUUGAGAGCUACUAUGGUCAGAGUUCUGGACUAAGUCCUGAAGAGUCCAAGAGACUGACAGCAAACACCAGCCCUGCCGAGACAGAGACUGAAAAUCCAGCAGCUGAACAGCCAAAAUGCACGCCAGCCUCUCUGGCACCACUCAAAGAGGAGAUUACUUCUCCGUUAGAGUCUAAAGCACAAGCAGUCCAGGAAGCACCAGCGAUGAAAAAAGGAGGAGAGGAAAGAAGAGAGGACACGCAGCCAAAACCAGCCAAACCUGCAGAGGCCUCGGUUUCCCCGGAUGGGUGUGCAGUGAAACCUAGCGACCAUUCUCUCCCUGUGAAAGAGAGAGUCCAAGGAGAAUCCAUUCAAGAGAAACCACAAACUGCCGCUAAUCAAAAGCCAGGAGAAGAGAGAAAGCACGCUGCAUCCAAGGAAGCGCUAGCGAAAGAGACUGUCAGUACCUCAGUUUUGGCCCCGAGUAAACCAAAGAGCCCCGAGGCAGGUGAAGUAGUAGCAAAUGUGAAAAGCCCAGUGAUUGCUCCAGAAACACCAGAAAAGAAGUCCCCUGUAAAUGAAGACAUGGAAGUCAGUGUUGAAGCCCGUAAGAGGAAGUCAGAGAGUCGUGAAGAAGCUCUAACCACUCCUGAAAAAAAGCCACGCAUCACGGAGAACUGUCAGCACCACCAGGCAUUUCGGACCCAGCCACAGUCCUUUCCUGCAGCGGGGACCCCGGUGCCACGGGUACCCCCACUCAAGAUUCCUGUUUCCAGAAUCUCCCCAAUGCCAUUUCCUGCGAGCCAGGUCUCUCCCAGGGCACGUUUCCCAAUCUCACUCACCAGUCCGGGAAGAACAGGGGCCAGAACUUUGGCAGACAUCAAGGCAAAAGCGCUGCCGCCUCGACGGGGGGGGCUGUCCCAGGGCCUGGACCGGGCGGUGGAGGGGGCCCACGGGGCGGUGGAGGAGAGAAGAGUAACGCAGCAACAAGCAGAACCAACGAAACUGGAAUUCGAGGAAAUGCACUGGAACUGGCAGGAACUGGAAGCGGGGGAAGUUCGAGAAGGUUUCUUCCCCAUUGUCCAGGGACCCAUACCCAAAUGGAGACCCAGGCCACGGACCAGGCAGCACCUCACAAUCCUUCUGGAGCACAACUACAGCAAACUUCCACACUGCAAUCCAGAACUCCAGCCAGCAGUACAGGCACCAGCUCCUCCUCCUCCGCGGUAUCGGCAUUAG